AUGAAUAGAACGUGCACUCGGCGGCCGUUGGCGACGCGGAAAGUCAAUAAAUUCACGAACACAGCGCCAGACUGCCUCCUAUGUCCAAAUUGCUCCAAGAAGCAGGAAACUGGAGAAAGUCCAGAAACGAGUGAUUUAUUUAAGGAUUACAUUAAAUCCAUAAACUACAUAAAUACUUGCCACAGCUUCAUAAAUAAAAUUAUCGCGGAGAAGAAGAUCAAGACGGACGUCACGAUGCCGGAUCUACCAAAUUUCAUCAACAUUAUCAUCCACUUGGCUAAAACACACGAUUGCGUACACGAACUAGACAAUAUUCAAUCUCUGGACGAUAUAUGUACAGAAAUCAACUGCAAGAAAUUGGAAUCCGAUGGACUGGAUUUGGAAUCGGAAGAGGAAAAGUUAUUUAAAGGUUCGCAGAAGCAGGGGAGGAACUCCAGUAUUCCGAGACCGGUAGGAUCUGAGAAAGGAAGAGCAACGAGAUGCGCAGAUGAAGUUAGCAAAACCAGCAAAUCUUCCGUAAAUAAAUAUACCAAGAUGCCCGUAGAAAAAGAGAACACGAAUAAAAAGUCUGUAGAAGAGUUCAGGAAAUCGGUGGAGGAGAUGCGCCAUCAUAGGUCAACCGAUAAACUCAGAUCACACAAAAAAGAUGCAUUCAAUUUAUCUAAGAAGGAAGUGGAGGCGUUGGCCGGAGAUAUUUUAAGUAGUCCUUCGGAUUCCCAAAACACAACUCCCAGAACCACAUCAACGCAUUCGAGGAGCCGCAGUCCCAAGUUACGCAGAAAAUCGCAUACAAAAAUCACAUAUAAAACUAAGAGUGAACACAGCAUCAAGAACAUAGCCAAGUGCAAAUCGAAGAAAUCACCUCAGAAAGUUCCAAUUCCACCUUCAAAACGGAGGUCCGUUUCCAUUUAUGAUAGUAAAGAGGAAUUAGAGGACGAGGAAAAGCAUAGGUCACCAUCGAUGACACCGCGUAAACGAAUCCACUCGCCUACCAAAAGAAAGACCAAAUCGCAGCCAAUCUUAAUGAAAAACGAUAAAAUGGAGAAGGAUAGUUCACCUCCGGAUGAUAGUGACAUCGAACCGGACGAUCAGGAUCAUUUCGAAACUACAAGGAUAUUUAAACAGCGAAUGCCAAAAGUUAUCCCCGUAGAGCCCAAAUAUGUAGUUAAACAGAAACCCAACGAUUUCUUCAUGAAACGUCGCAAACCAUCGAUACAAGAUCUCCGCAGCGAGAGCGAAAUAGAUUUAGAUCAUGACCAAUCGGAAUCCGAUAUCGACGACGAUGCGUUUGAAAAACAAAGCUUCGAAGAAAAUGCUGUAAAGAAAGCUAUUAAAGUGUCCAGCUCGAGGAUGCUCACUAACGCAGUUUUAUCCAAUAUUGGAAUAUUGACGCAGAGUGGUAAAAUGAAACCAGAGAAGGAGAUUGAGCUGCAGAAGCUUAGGAGUUCUCGUGCCCAAGAUAAGCAGAACUCCUCAUUUAGACAACCGAGGAGCCGAGAGGACGUUUACAAUGAUGAAAUCGUUCAAAUCAAUUUACCCAAAAAGAGGAACUCGUCUUCGGACAUCAAAUCGGAUGAUGAGGAACAAGAGAUCGAAACGCACGAAUUGAACGUUUCUUUAACGAGAGCCUAUCGUUGCCAUUAUUAA
Nicrophorus vespilloides is the source of this 1647-nucleotide messenger RNA. RefSeq names its product serine/arginine-rich splicing factor 4-like. The transcript has 3 exons. The record is from RefSeq and is a predicted model, not a curated record. NCBI's taxonomy places the organism in Eukaryota, Metazoa, Arthropoda, Insecta, Coleoptera, Silphidae. Bases 1 to 1647 code for a protein of 548 amino acids.